UCGGGCCGCAAGGCGCUGGUGGUGGGGAAGCCGAACACCUACAUGUUUGAUUGCAUCGUGGAGCGUUUCGGCGUUGACCCGUCCCGCACCCUCAUGGUGGGAGACCGUCUGGAGACAGAUAUCCUCUUCGGCAAGAACUGCGGCCUCUCUACCAUCCUCACCCUGACGGGUGUCUCCCGCCUGGAAGAGGCGCAGGCCUACAUGGCCAGCGACAGUGCCGCUGCCAAGGAUCUGGUGCCCAAUUACUAUGUGGACAGCAUUGCAGACUUGAUACCGGGCCUGGAUGAGUAGCAGUCUGCACAUGUGAGGGCAGAGGGGUCGGGUUCCCCAUCCCAGAUCUCCAUCUGUUCCCAUUUUUCUCUCACUGCCCUAUUCCCUCAAUUCCCGGUUUCUUCACAUUCCAACGCCCUUCUUUGGGGGUAAAGUGGGGGUUGGCAGGAGGGGGCAGGGUUCAAGUUGUCUCCUGCUGAGAGCUAUCCAUGAUGGACAGAGUCCUUCUCUCCCUCAUAUGCCAGCUGCCAGCAUCUCUGGGAGAAAGCUGGAGGCCUUGAGGCUGACGGGGAGGUCAAAUCAGUGUGUACGUGUGGCCUUUCCUCCUGCAGGAAUUGGGGACAGGCUGUCUUACUAUUAUAACCAUUACUAUAGAUAACCAGUGGCGGCCUUUUACUGCUGUCCCUUCACUCGUAACUCUCGACUUCUGAGCUGCAUCUCUGCAGUCCGUGUGGUAAUCCCCUCCUUGCCAGGGGACUGGCUGGCAUUGUCACCCACCCGGUCUCCAUUGGUGCCAGGGCAUGUGGAAGGAGCGUUCUGGAGCGAUGAAUGAGAGCAUGGCUGCCUCCCACGAGUGAAAGGGAGCAUUGCCUCAUCUCGUCUCUCCCCCAUUCCUUGGAGAUGUUUCCCCCACCACCCCCUGCCCUGACUCAGUUAAUAACUGUGCCAGUGUCCAUCUGAAGGACCAUAGAAAGGGAAGAGACUGGUUUGAGGGGUUUUUUUGUGCCAAACAGACAAGCUGUGACUGUGCACGGCGGGUCUGCGGUUCUACCUUGUUUUCAAGCACCCUUUCCAAAGGGACUUGUGAAGAAGAGAGGGCUCCUAGGCCACAACAGCACAGCAGUAGUGAACUAUACGACUCUCCCCGGUUCCCCCUCGGUGGAUUUUGCCAUAGUACGGUGAGAGAAAAGGGCUGAUGGGGGUCUGUUCUCCAGCUGCUGGUGUGCAGGUGAGGUGUUGGUGGUAUUGUCACUGCUGUGAAUGUGUCACAGCCCUCAAUCAUUCCUUGCUGCUUUGUCUUUCUACGUUUUUUUAAUUUCUUGAUCUUAUUUAUCAAACUUAUUUAUUGUUCAAAUACUGUAUUAUUUGUAUAAACUAUGCUGACUGGUUGCACCAAGGGGACAGGGGGCAGUGCCUUUGGGCCUCCCUCACUGUCCAUGUCCCAUGUUGAUGUUCUUACACUCACCGUGUCUCUGUAUAUAAUAAAGUGUGAGCGUAGGCUGGAAAU
Aptenodytes forsteri (emperor penguin) is the source of this 1498-nucleotide messenger RNA. RefSeq names its product pyridoxal phosphatase (gene PDXP). Gene Ontology annotation, molecular function: pyridoxal phosphatase activity. NCBI's taxonomy places the organism in Eukaryota, Metazoa, Chordata, Aves, Sphenisciformes, Spheniscidae. Gene Ontology annotation, cellular component: cytoplasm. The transcript has a single exon. The record is from RefSeq and is a predicted model, not a curated record. The annotation marks the transcript as partial.